CUGCAGUUGGAAGUCUCCUCCCACGAGACCAUUAUCGCCAUCCGGGAGGAGACUCUGCCCCCUCCCCCUUCCAGGAGCGUGACCCCCUUCUCGACUGAGUCCUGAGGUGACUGGUCCGUUGGUGCGGAAUGAUGGAAGAAAACCUUUCCAAAGCGGUGCCCAAACACUCACACCGUCGCCGCAGCUCCGCCAAGUCAACCCUGUAUGGAGAUGUUCGUGAUCUUUGGAGCACGGCCGCGCUGUCUACAGCAAAUGUGUCGGUGGCCGACGUCUGCGAGGACUUCGACGAGGAGGGCAGAGCUGUAGAGAAGUCUCGCAGGUACAGCCAGACCAUUUCUAUGAAGGAAAACCUCAACCUCAACCCAGAGGAGAUUCAGCAGCAAGCGCGUCUAGAGCUAGAGCUGCGCCGUGGCAGGUCUUUGGAGCGUGAUUUCGCGGUAGAUGAGGAGCACGACGAAUCUGUGAUCUCCCUUGUAAAGUCUACUUCAGAAUCAUCAUCACUCAGUCUGUCAAAGCAAACGCCGCAUCAAGCCUACUGGACAGAGCAGCAGAACAGGCUGCCCUUGCCGCUGAUGGAACUCAUGGAGAAUGAGGUUCUGGAAAUUCUCAGCAAAGCCCUCAUUACAUAUAAGACCACGAUUGGCAGGACCCACUUCAUGACUAAAGAGCUGCAGGGAUACAUCGAGGGGCUCAAGAAGCGCCGGAACCAGAGGCUGUUCUGUAUGUCUCAGUGAACCUCCAAUUCAAGCGCCCUACCAGACGUCAGCCCCAUGCCCUGUCCCAUUCCCCGGACCCAAGCUCGACCCCAUCUGCAUGGAAUUUGAGCCCUAGAGAAAUUAAAGAGUAUGUGCAUGGUUCCCGA
Phodopus roborovskii (desert hamster) is the source of this 862-nucleotide messenger RNA. RefSeq names its product catsper channel auxiliary subunit zeta (gene Catsperz). Gene Ontology annotation, biological process: sperm capacitation; flagellated sperm motility. Gene Ontology annotation, cellular component: sperm principal piece; CatSper complex. The record is from RefSeq and is a predicted model, not a curated record. The transcript has 5 exons. NCBI's taxonomy places the organism in Eukaryota, Metazoa, Chordata, Mammalia, Rodentia, Cricetidae. The coding region runs from base 129 to 734 and encodes 201 amino acids.